UUCCUUCUACCCACGUCUGUGGUCAAUUAAGUAGGGUGCCAGCGUGAGACCCAAUAUAUUACUUUUUAAUUAAUAAAGCACAAUGGUUGUAGGAGAUCUGAAAACGACAGACGGUGUGAAAUCCCUGGACGCAUACCUUGCAGACAGAAGCUAUGUCGACGGGUUUCAACCAACGCAGGCUGAUGUGUGCGUAUUCGAAACGUUAGGAAAGCCUCCAUCAGCUGAUACACCUCAUGCAUUGCGUUGGUACAAUCAUAUUAAAUCAUACGGAGCUGACAGCAAGAAAUUUCCAGGUGAAAAGAAACCACCGGCGGCUUUUGCUGGAGCUGUAACGAAUGGCAGUGCGCCAUCCGGAGACAAAAAAGCCGAUGAUGACGACGAUGUGGAUCUGUUCGGCUCAGACGACGAGGAGGAUGCUGAGGCAGAAAAGAUUAGGGAAGAAAGGUUAAAGGCCUAUGCAGAAAAGAAAGCAAAGAAGCCAGCACUUAUUGCAAAAUCAAGUAUUGUUCUUGAUGUGAAGCCAUGGGAUGAUGAGACUGAUAUGAAAGAAAUGGAAAAUAAAGUUAGAAGUAUUACAAUGGAUGGUCUUGUAUGGGGUGCAUCCAAACUGGUUCCUGUUGGUUAUGGAAUUAACAAGCUGCAGAUCAUGUGUGUUGUCGAAGAUGAAAAAGUUUCUGUGGAUUUGCUUGUGGAAGAGAUACAGAAUUUUGAAGACCAUGUGCAAUCUGUAGAUAUUGCAGCGUUUAAUAAAAUUUAAUUUUGGUAUUAAUAAGAUUAUUUUUGUGUAAAAAAAAUAAAAUUUGAAAACAAGAA
Molecule: messenger RNA, 813 nt
Organism: Schistocerca piceifrons (Central American locust)
Lineage: Eukaryota; Metazoa; Arthropoda; Insecta; Orthoptera; Acrididae
Gene: eEF1beta
Product: elongation factor 1-beta'
Exons: 4
Coding region: 83-757 (224 amino acids)
Biological process (GO): translational elongation
Cellular component (GO): eukaryotic translation elongation factor 1 complex; cytosol
Molecular function (GO): translation elongation factor activity; guanyl-nucleotide exchange factor activity
Source: RefSeq, a predicted model, not a curated record